Molecule: messenger RNA, 2421 nt
Organism: Stegastes partitus (bicolor damselfish)
Lineage: Eukaryota; Metazoa; Chordata; Actinopteri; Pomacentridae
Gene: rcn1
Product: reticulocalbin 1, EF-hand calcium binding domain
Exons: 6
Coding region: 217-1179 (320 amino acids)
Cellular component (GO): endoplasmic reticulum
Molecular function (GO): calcium ion binding
Source: RefSeq, a predicted model, not a curated record
AGGCGCAGGUGCUCUUCGCAGGUUUUUGCUGGUCGGACGCUGCUGCGGCGUAUUUUGCGCGCCGCCGCUGGAGAGAAGAAGGAGGAAGGUCAGUGAGCAGCGGGCCGAGCGGAGAGCAGACGCACAGCAGCUCGCUCAUUGUGCAUCGUGUUGUCAUCAGGCCUGUUUAGGAACAGUUGUUGUGGCCUCAGAGAGCUCAGCUUCAGCUCCAGACUGAUGGCCGGCUUCAGCUUCGUGUGCGCUCUGCUGCUGUGCGCCGCUGCGGUGCAUUCAAAGCCCACGCUAAGAAAAGAGAGAGUUAUUCAUGACCCAGAGCUAGCCAGGCAAGCCCACGAAGACAAUAAGAGCUACCAAUACGACCAUGAGGCCUUUCUGGGCAAAGACGAGGCCAAAACAUUUGACCAGCUCAGCCCCGAGGAGAGCAAAGACAGGCUUAGUAAAAUCGUGGACCGGAUAGACAGCAACACGGACGGCUACAUCUCCACCGCAGAGCUCAAGACUUGGAUAAAGCGUGUCCAGAAGCGCUACGUGUACGAGAACGUCGCAAAGGUGUGGACAGACUACGACCUGAACAAAGACAACAAGAUUUCAUGGGACGAGUACAAGCAGGCCACAUACGGAUACUACCUCGCCAACCCGGAGGAGUUCGAGGAUGCCACAGACCAGUUCAGCUUCAAGAAGAUGCUUCCUCGUGAUGAGAGAAGGUUUCAAACAGCUGAUCUGAACGGGGACUUGGCAGCAGACAGAGAAGAGUUCACAGCCUUCCUCCACCCUGAGGAGUUUGAGCACAUGAAGGAUAUAGUGGUUUUGGAAACUCUGGAGGACAUCGACAAGAACGGCGACGGACACGUGGACGAGGACGAGUAUAUCGCCGACAUGUUUGCUCACGAGGAUGGAGGUCCAGAACCAGACUGGGUCAAAACGGAGAGGGAACAAUUCUCUGACUUCCGAGAUUUGAACAAAGACGGAAAGAUGGACACGGAUGAAAUCCGGCACUGGAUUAUGCCACAAGACUACGACCACGCCCAGGCCGAGGCCAGACAUCUGGUGUACGAGUCGGACCAGGACAAGGAUCAGAUGCUGACCAAAGACGAGAUCCUUGAGAACUGGAACAUGUUUGUGGGAAGCCAGGCCACCAACUACGGCGAGGACCUCACCAGGAACCACGACGAGCUCUGAGCUCUCGGUGCCGCUUCAUCUGUGCAUCUUUGUGUGUGUGAGGAAGGUCGCUGAACAUCUUUGUCCUCAAAGACAGAAUCGCAGACUCUUGCCCUUCUCCCCCCCCCCCCCACCCCCACCCCCAACACUACCACCACUCCAUCCUUUUCCUCGUAAUAGCGGGACAGAUGUCGGCGUGUUGGAUUUCAAACCAACACCGUAGAUACCAAAUGAGAGGACAGAUAAGGGUCAGUGCUGCCACUAACUCUAAGGGUCUGCUUCAGUCUUCAAAUCCAUGGUUGCGUUUCUGACAUUCAGGAGCAAAGCCAGACCCGGUGGACUCAACUUUCCAUCUAAGGUGCCUUCCAGUCGCGUCUGCGGCUUCACUGCCUCAGAGAUUUGUGUAGAUAGUCUUUAUUAAAACCUGUCAAAGCUGAAUGCUGUCAGAUGCGGGAAAAGUUUUAAUGUGAAACCACAGCUCAGAACAUUUCUUGUGAUUUUAUUUAUUUAUCGGAUAUCUUCUGAACUUUAGGUUCCAGAGGAGUACAGUGUUUGACUAGAGAUCUUUUUUUUUUUUAAAUGAAAAUACACAGAUGAUGUUACCUUGUUUACAGUCUUCCUUGGCCUAUUGAUUUUAAUGAUUUUUAUUAGUUAAGUGCUUUAAGAACUGUUUAUUAACUGAUGUUUAAUGGCAUGGUUUUUGCACGCGUUUGGUUUUUAGUGUAGCCUGUGAAAAACUUAUUUUGUCUCCAUACUUAGUUUUAAAUGUAUUUAUUGGUGUACUUAAGGCCAACAAUAUGCUUCAUGUUACAGUUUUUACCUUUUGCUGAUGUUCCAUUUGAGCGUUACCAGUUUACAGCUGUCUAAUUUAAUUCACUUGACUCCUUGCUACCUUUUCUAUCACUCCAGGGCCACCUUCUGUAUCGGACGUACUGAACUGCACUUGGCGUUGUACAUAGCAGCGAGAUGUUUUUUUCAGCAUCAGAAAUGUGUCUUUUUGUUACUCGUUUUGCUAAAUGGAUCGAACAGAUCCACAGAACAAUGCAGCUUAUAAAGAGAACAAACUUUAAGUAGAUUUUGAGGGUCUUGUAACUUUAAUCAUCGUUAUUCCAAACCCCCCCUUUUUUCCCUGUUUUCAUCUUUGUUGUGCCUGCGUCAGUGGCCCAAACCUCAGCUGCAUAGCCUGCAUACCACAUGGGCACAAACAUAUUUACGAACCGCACAUGAUCCCAAGUUGUGUCCCAAUAAAAAAGAAAGAAGAAA